Molecule: messenger RNA, 1815 nt
Organism: Echinococcus granulosus
Lineage: Eukaryota; Metazoa; Platyhelminthes; Cestoda; Cyclophyllidea; Taeniidae
Product: [Pyruvate dehydrogenase [acetyl-transferring]]-phosphatase
Exons: 7
Coding region: 1-1815 (604 amino acids)
Biological process (GO): protein dephosphorylation
Molecular function (GO): protein serine/threonine phosphatase activity
Source: RefSeq, a predicted model, not a curated record
AUGGCACCAUCGCGAUGUAUUCGUUCUUGCGCUACUUGGCCGUCCUCAAAACGUUCACAUAUUUUGAAUUCGAACCUCUUUUCCUGGGUCCGUCGAAUCUCACGACAAGAACUUCGCGAGUUCUUCGACGACUCUGGGUCAAUGUCGAGCAGGAAGAUUCCUACUGACGAAGUCAACCGACGCAUUUUUGAGAACGAAUUCAUUUGCUUUCCCCAUGAUCACAGGGUUGGGUUCACCGCUAAUCAGUUGGACGUGAACCGCCCGGUGGAAGACCGGUGGUCGGCGUACCGACUGGGUGGAACGAUGUCCUUCAGCGUGCAAGAGGGCUUUUACGACUCUUUGCAUCCGCUGGCUCGCUACACGUCGGAGUUCGCGGGGGGUCACCUCUUUACCGUGGUUGACGGCCAUGCAGGUCAUACGUGCGCACACGCGGUGAAUAUGCUGCACGCAGACUACAUUACCGCAAACUUGCUGCCACACCACCUCCUCGCUCCUCUGCACGCUGCUCUCAGACGCCAGAGCCUGCCUCACGCGCCGCCGCAGGCCUCCGAAUUGGCCCAACCCUACCUCCUCGAUCCAGCGGCUGUGAUGACCUCGGAGGUAAGUGGGGGAGGGUCAGGGGGGACUGGGGCAGCCGGUGCAGCCUCAGCCACUACGUCCACCGGGCCUUUCGGUAACACCGGUAGGCAUAGCAACUGGCGUCUCUGGGGCAAAUGGGGACCGUUGGACGCGGAGGUUAACCAGCGACGUCUCUUCAACAUCCACCGCUUUUUGGAAGAGCGAAUUCUCACAACUGAUCGGGAGGCUCCUGCCGACUGCGUGUUGCGCGCCAACGGCAACGUCUACGAUGCUGAGGGCUUCCUGGUUUCCGAGGCCAAGGAGUUUGCACCCUCAGAACUGGAAACGGUGCUGGAGACGGCCUCGUGCCUUCGUGCCGCUCUCACGCGCAUGGACAGCGACAUCACGAGUGAUGCGGUGCCGCACCCCAAGCAGGGCCUCAACAAGGCCCUCCUUCGCAUCGUCCUCUCCGGUUGUGUCUCCACCUCCGUCUUUCUUCCCCACGACCUCACCUCUCUCUAUAUCCUACAGGUGGGUGACUGCGGCGCGGUAAUGGGUAGGUACGUGGGUGAGGCCGCACUGAAUACAGCAGAGGGGACACCCGAAGUGGCGCAGGAGGAGGAGGAAGAGGAGGAGGACCCAUCCCAGACACGAUCGAGGAAGAUAAAGCCCGCGGACUGGGAUGCAGAGCUGUUGGUGCCUCCUCACAACGCGCAGAACGUUCGCGAGGUGGAGCGUCUCCAUUCCCAACAUCCCACUCAUGAGUCCUCGCUCAUGAUUUCUGAGAAUCGGUUGCUCUGCGAGUUGAUACCACUACGAGCGUUCGGUGAUAUUCGCUACAAAAUGCCGGCGAAAGUGCUGCGUGGCAUAGCACGACUCUGUGGCCUGCCGCCGAGUUACCCUGUGACGCCACGCUUCUACAUCAGUCCACCGUACCUCUUCGCUACGCCUCAGGUGGUGUGCCACCGCCUCAAUCCGACGCGCGACCGCUUUGUCAUCCUCGCAUCAGAUGGACUCUGGGAUAUGCUCACGCCCAAGCAGGCCGUCAGCGUGGUCGCUCAACACUACCUCGACUACCACGGAGAUCCCUCACUGGCGGGACCACGAGACACUGCAGCCAGCCGACUUAUUCGUACUGCCCUAGGUGGACGAGAGAUGGACCCGGCGCGAAUCGCAAUGCACCUGUCUGUUCCCGCUAACGUGGCACGCUUUUAUCGCGACGACAUAACUGUUCAGGUCAUCUACCCCACUCCCUAG